Sphaerulina musiva SO2202 is the source of this 772-nucleotide messenger RNA. RefSeq lists its product as uncharacterized. The record is from RefSeq and is a predicted model, not a curated record. The transcript is spliced from 4 exons. Bases 1 to 723 code for a protein of 240 amino acids. Lineage: Eukaryota; Fungi; Ascomycota; Dothideomycetes; Mycosphaerellales; Mycosphaerellaceae.
AUGCCGCCUCCUCAACAAGAAACCUACUCCCUCCUCUCCCUCGACGAAGAAGUCGACGAAGACCGUACCGCAAAUGCCCAGUAUGCUCCCUUGGAAAAUAUGCUUUCUGCGACAUUUUUGGUUGUCUCGUUGCUCGAAGGACAACAUAUGCCAGUAUACUCCUAUGCCAUUCAAGGCGGAUUCUCGAUGCAGUUGCGUGGAGGUCGGCAGAGUACGCGGGAUGUGGACGUUGUGACGAAUAUCAAGAUGAGGGGAGUUUGGGAGGCGAUUAGAGGGGAAGAACGUCUGGUGAUACCGGAUUCACGCUUGGUAGAAGGCAUCGUGAAGGUGUUUGUCAAAACGGGGCCGGAGUACGAUGCGUGUGGGGAAAGACAUCGGAUUGAGAUUGAUAUUAAACAAGCAGGUUUCCGUCGCUCUCCUCGGAUUCUGGACGGCAAUAGUGUCGAAGUCGUCGGACCUUUUCCACUCUUCGGCAAAGCUCUACAUUUCAAUAUUUUGAAUAUUGCUUCGAUGAUGCGGAUCAAGAUAGAGUGCUGCCUCACUCGCGAAGAAGUUCGGGAUUUCGAGGAUGUGAGAUUCAUGAUGACUUCUCAUGGAGAGCAGGUGCGUGCGGCGAUCGAACGGGGUGUGAUCAAUGAAGACGAGCUGUAUGAGGUCUUGUCGCAUGAAAAGAUGGGAGACGAGGCGACCCGUGCUCGUCUCAGCAACAUGGUGACUUGGUAGAGCUGGGUGGUCCAUAAGAAACUCUUUGAUUGCGAGCAGCGGCUUCGGG